AUGCAAGAGCAAGAGGGAGGGAUGGAGGGAUGCCUGAAGCUCCAAGGAGAACAUGGGUGCCGUCGGCUGAGAGGACGCCUCGGCAAAGCGGAGCCUCUGACGGCAGGUCUUCCCAAAAAGGCUGCCCCCCCCGCGGCGACAGAAUGGGAGGCAUACGGCGGCGAGGGCACAGGUCUCACAAGGAAGAGGCCCGGCAAGGAGAAGAAGGUUUUGGAGGUCAAAUCUGCAGACGCCGCGCCCGUAGAAGCGCAGCUGGAAGGGAAGGCCCGGAGCGCUCCCUCGAAGCGCUCGACGCGCAGCCUGCAAGGCAUCAAGCCGGAUGCCGACGAGGUGCUCCAGUGCAUAGAGAGUUUAUACGUGGACAAGCUGAAGCCUUUCGGUCGAAUCCUGCGAAAGCGCGUCGCAGAGCGCCAUGUCCAGAUCCACCUCAAAGAGCAGCACCCAUUUAUGCCAGGAGCUGCAACAGAACUCCCAGACGUGGAUAUCAAGCACCUGAAAGGUCUUUGUGACGACUCUGACCAGUUGGACAUUGCGCCAGAGGAGGGAGGCGACUGGUCCGCCACCUUUCGAGGCCGCGCCCAGGUCUUUGUGGACAUCUACAGUCCCGAAGACGACUACUCUCCAGAGACUUGGCAGGCUGCCAGAGAGUACUUCGCCUCCUUGCCAGAAAGCGAGGCUUUGCUCCCCGGAGGUCGCUACUCCUGUGCGCAGGCACUCGUCCAGAGGGAGCUGCCAUUCCUCGGCGGCUUUACGCUGGGCGAGGUCUGCCACUUGGUGCAGCUGGCCAUCUCAAAGCACAAGAUCCUAGGAUACUGCAACGGCGCGGUGGUGCCUUACAGCCGAUCUCAGUCCCGCGUGAAGGAGGAAUGCGCCGAGUCACAGCAGCCGUGCAUCGGGGCCCCCAAGAAGGAGGAUCCGAGCUCGCUGAGCUCGCUGGCUCUCGCCAGUCUGGAGAAGGCCCGGGAGCACUUGCGGGAGAUCCUCCGGGACGCCUCCUCCGCUCCCUCCAACUCGGGGCCUUCGAUGGUCCCUUUGAGCAACGUGAAGCGCUUGUUCCGGUCCAGGUACCAGAUCGAGCUGAGCGAGACGGCGCUGGGGCACUCGAAGCUUUCAGAGUUGUUGCAAGACCGGAGGUUCUCCGACAUCUGCGAGGUCCAGCUUCAGGGACAAGGCUACAUCGUGGUGCAAGUCCAGGGGAAACCCGAAGCCGAACCAGAGACGGAGGCUUUGGUCCCGAGCCGGUACACCGGAGGACCCAUCGGCCCCGUUCGCGACGACCCCGAGAGCCAAAGAACUCUGGGGAGCCUCGCGAGCUUGGCGGUCGACUGCGCGCUGACGCCAGUCAUUGAUAGCAGCAAGUACGACAGCCUAGACUUGUGCAGAGAGCCAUGCCGGCCGUGUGGUACCCAGCCAGUUGUCGCUCCAGCAAGCAGUCGACUGCGUUGCCCUUACCCAAACAGUUUAAACAUCAACUAG
Molecule: messenger RNA, 1476 nt
Organism: Symbiodinium sp. CCMP2456
Lineage: Eukaryota; Dinophyceae; Suessiales; Symbiodiniaceae
Source: the annotation of a GenBank genome assembly